AUGGGGUGUCGCGGGGGACCCCUGCGUACGACACCGGCGCUUUGCUCAUCUGUAACUUGCUGCCGUCCCCGCGAUUUUGGACCGCGCGUGUCGAGAAGGCGAAAAGGCGGGGGCCACUUGCGGCGGCGGUGGGAGAGAGUCGGAGGUGUCGGGCUUGGUUUUGUUGUUGUCGGGGUGGUGAAGUCAGUGAGACACCUUAGGCCGAGUCCAAGCGGAGAAGCCAUCGUUGGCUGCAUAGCCUAUGGAAUAGCGGUACAUCCCAGUUUGCGGCCGCGGUCGGGAGCGCUGGUUGUGGCGGAGCUUGCUCGCCGAGUGCCCUCAUGUUGCUUCUCUCGCCCACAGAAAUCCUACGAGCACUUGGCAAAAAUACGAGUAGCUAGAGAAGCGGCUCCAGAGUGCAACUGCCCACCAGGUCCUCCAGGGAAAAGAGGUAAGCGGGGAAGAAGAGGAGAGACAGGACCUCCUGGUCAGCCUGGUCCUCAAGGCCCUCCUGGUCCAAAAGGCGAGAAGGGAGAUCAAGGUGAUCAGGGCCCUCGGAUGGUGUUUCCUAAAAUCAAUCAUGGGUUUCUCUCUGCUGAUCAGCAGCUCAUUAAACGCCGCCUCAUUAAGGGGGACCAAGGACAAGCCGGACCCCCUGGACCUCCAGGGCCACCAGGACCCAGAGGUCCCCCAGGAGAUACCGGCAAAGAUGGUCCUCGUGGGAUGCCUGGCUUAACGGGUGAACCAGGGAAACCAGGAGAACAAGGAUUGACGGGACCUCAGGGGCCUCCAGGACAAAAGGGUUCCAUUGGAGUGCCUGGUGUUCCAGGGAGAGAUGGACAAGUGGGUGAACCUGGUUUGCCUGGCAUAGCAGGAGAAAAGGGAGCAGCGGGGCUUAAGGGUGACCCUGGAGAAAGAGGAGAAAAGGGGGACGCUGGAGAAAAUGGACUGAAGGGUGACACGGGAGAAAAGGGUGACCCUGGUUCUUCUGCUGCAGGAAUCAAGGGUGAACCUGGUGAAUCUGGACGGCCUGGACAAAAGGGUGAACCAGGUCUUCCUGGGCUUCCUGGACUCCCUGGAAUAAAGGGCGAACCAGGUUUCAUUGGUCCUCAAGGAGAACCUGGCUUACCAGGGCUACCAGGAACAAAGGGUGACAGAGGAGAGGCGGGCCCUGUUGGGAAGGGUGAGCGAGGUGAGCCUGGAGUCCCUGGACCAAAGGGGAAAACAGGUGAACCUGGAUCUAGAGGCCCAAAAGGGUCAAAGGGUGAUACAGGUGACAGAGGUGACACAGGAUCUGCAGGUCCGCGAGGACCACCUGGACAGAAGGGUGAUCAAGGUGCGACAGAGAUAAUUGAUUAUAAUGGCAAUAUCCAUGAAGCUCUGCAGAGGAUUGCCACCCUGACUGUCACGGGACCACCAGGACCACCAGGACCCCAAGGGCUGCAAGGGCCAAAGGGUGAACCAGGAUCCCCAGGAACGCCGGGAGUUGAUGGAGAGCAGGGUCUUAAGGGCUCAAAAGGAGAUACAGGUGAUCCUGGAAUGCCUGGAGAAAAGGGAGGAAUUGGACUGCCUGGCCUGCCAGGAGCCAAUGGUAUGAAAGGUGAAAAAGGAGAUGCUGGUUUCCCUGGUGCCCAAGGUCCUUCAAUGAUAGGACCACCUGGACCACCAGGGCCACAUGGUCCUCCAGGCCCUAUGGGACCUCAUGGACUUCCUGGCCCCAAGGGUGAACCAGGGUUAAAUGGUCUUAAAGGAUUGAAGGGUGAACCAGGUCAAAAGGGUGACAGAGGGCCCCUUGGUCUUCCAGGAGCAUCUGGCUUAGACGGAAAGCCAGGACCCCGGGGUAUAGAUGGCUCAGUUGGUCCCCAUGGCCCCGCAGGUCCUAAAGGAGACAGAGGUGAAAAGGGGACUGUAGGUGACCCUGGACCCAGAGGACCGUACGGCUUGCCUGGCAAAGAUGGCGAGCCUGGCCUUGACGGUUUCCCUGGUCCUCGAGGAGAAAAGGGUGAUAUAGGAGAAAAGGGAGAAAAGGGGGAAAAGGGAAAGAAAGGCAAAAAGGGGCCUAAAGGGGAGAAAGGAGAACAGGGUGCUCCUGGAUUAGAUGCACCUUGCCCAUUGGGUCCCGAUGGAUUACCAAUGCCUGGCUGUUGGCAAAAGUGAUGAAUCUAACCUUACAAGCAUGAAGUUGUGUAUAUAGCGCUCCACUUCUUUUAUUUAUAGUUGAAAACUGAAAAUUUGGUUUUACAAGUCUGAGAUAUGUUUACAUGUAGCUGCUUCUACUUGUUUGCAAUAGUCCAUACGUACUUUUUCACUUACAUCUGCAGUUAGGUGAUACUGCAGGGUAAACCUGCAAAGAUUGUCUCUCUAAUGAGAGAUAUCAAAACAACGAUCAAUAAUAGAAAUUAAUAUUUCUGUAAAUUCUUAUAUUUUGGCUUGUGGAUAUGCAUGGACAAUGAGUGCCAUGAACUAGUUUACAAGAAAUUGUGACCAAAUAAGAGCAAAAUUCUAUAUGUACUGUACCAGCUGCCAUUGGAGUUUAUUGACUUGGUUUCCGUGUCCAUCUUAAAUACUUCACUGAUUCAUGACACCAUAUCUGCUUGUAUGAACUAAAAGCAUGAGUUCGUGUGCCAAACCUGCUUGUUGUGUGAUCACGUCACGCGCUAAAUGGCUGCUCACGGUGACCUUUGAUUCCAGCUUCUGAAUAAUUUCCUUUUGUCAUCUCAAGGGAGUCACACCAUGGCUCAUUGCUAAAAAGAGAUAAACCAGAGGAGCAUAGAAAGAGGCCUUGAAUUUUUGGGGAAUAGAGUUCCAGCUGCAGGUGGAUGGCUUCCAGUCUUGCGGGAUACUUGGCCCCUUUGAUCAAAGAGGGUCGCGCCUGUUUAUCAGCAUCAGUUUGCCUUGCACUGCUCACGGUCGUGAAGAUAUUCACGAUAGGCCCUGUCGAGUCCUCAAUCAAGAAGGAAAGAAGUUUGAAGAAACCAGACUUCUCUGUGGGUUGUUUGAAAAGGUUGCAGAGGUGCUGCAGGGAUCAUUUGAUGGCAGACACCGCCUGAGACCAGAAGCUUCUCAACCUUACUCAAGGAUGGACAGAGUAUGUGCUCUGCAUAUUGUAUUUUGGGACUGCUGGAGGAAAAAGCAUUCUUGAGGUGGGGAUGAAUUGGAUCAUCCUCCAGAGGAGGAUUAUAAUGGAACUGACCAUAGAUGUAUGUACCAUGGUGUGGUUUUCAGGUUAUUCACUUUAAAUUACACAAAACUAGCUGAACUUUUCUGCAGGAUUUUGGAAGCUAUGGUUAAUUUUGUUUCCUUUCCUGUAACUGUUGCCAUAAAGAAUGCAUUUCAAUAAUCUAUUCAACAUUUGUGAUGAUGGCAUUGAGGAAAAUACUUCAAGCCACAUACUCAUCUUGUUUCAGUAUUAGCAGUUUCUAUUUCAAAGUCUUUGAAGCCUUUAAGUCUAGAAAAGAAAGAGUUUAUUUUUGUGUUUCACAGACUGAUUUGUUAAUCUUGUUCCUUUUAUGUUGUUACAGUGACUUUAGCGGACAUUAUUACUCAAAAAACAUUGGAGAGAAACAA
This is a messenger RNA of Manacus vitellinus (golden-collared manakin), 3546 nucleotides long. It is a transcript of the gene COL25A1, whose product is annotated as collagen type XXV alpha 1 chain. The record is from RefSeq and is a predicted model, not a curated record. The transcript is spliced from 38 exons. Bases 1 to 2136 code for a protein of 711 amino acids. NCBI's taxonomy places the organism in Eukaryota, Metazoa, Chordata, Aves, Passeriformes, Pipridae.